GGAGGGGGGGGGGUUCACCUGUGGAUGUGUAUGUGGAAGGAGACACCACUGCCUGCUCGCCUGUCCCCUUUCAAGGUCCUGCAUGCAACGACGCUGGGAUGACUGCAAGCCGACAUUAAAGAGAGGAAGAAAGGAAAGAGAGAGGGGGCAGGGAAAGGCUGCAGAGAGAGAGACAGAGAGAAGGAUCAAGAAAAAGCAGAAAACAAGCCUUUCAUCUGAUUCUUUCAGCACAGGUUAUCGAUGGCGGAGAGUGGGUGUCCUGUGUCCAAACCAGUUGCAUCAGAGGGCACCGUCCCAUCCAACCUGACCAUCACAAACGACAGCAUUCUACCACUCUCAAAGACCUCCACUGAACUAGUGAAGGGCCAAGUCCAGCCAGAGGAGCUCUGCAAAAGCUCCAGGGAGGAACCGUGCUCAGAAAAAGUGCUGGAAGAUAUAGAAAGCCAUAUAAAAACAAAAGCAAGAGUUCCUGUUACACACCGUUCAGUUAACCGCUUAGCUAUUCGCAAUGUGACACGUCCUCACAGUAUUGCAGAAGUUCACAUAUCUGAGGGGGUAGAACUACAGCUGGGAGAUGGCAUGAUCCAUCGGAAUGAGCAGGUGCCACUGGCCUCCAAGGAGAACACUUGUUCCUCACACAAAGACUUGAGAGAGCAGAGUCUGGCCCCAGCCAAGCUGUCUGUUCAGAGGAGCCACUCGGAUAGCCUGCAAAUACAGAAAGAAGGCCAUGCACCUCCUCUUCACUGUGAAACUAGUGGUACUAAUUGUCUAGGUAAAAAUCAAGAAGCUCCUAUCCAGUCUUUCAUUUGCAAGCAGGCCAUGCAACUGCAGCAGAACAGCACUACCACCACCUUCUGCAGAGCAGGCAGCUGUGGCUCAGGCUGCUCGACCCAGCAAAAUUGCUGGGUUCAUAUCUGCAAUUCUGGCCCUCCUCCAUUAUCAGGAGAUCUUGGCAUGGACACAAAACAUGCCCGGUUUGAAGAAGCUGUCUGCUGCGGUUCAUACAAUCAUGGAACUCUUGAGGACACUUUCGCCGCUUACUGUCAUCCCCAGCCCAUCCCAGCUCCUGCCCAGCUGUUGCCACGGCUAACUGGCCUGGAAGGGGACUGCAGGGGACAGAUGGGUGGUCCGGCUCUGUUGGCCCUCCCGCCGCUCAUUUCCUCAGUCAGUGAGACAGGGCUGGAUGCCAAGAGACUGCUCCGCUGCUGCAAUCUGGACUGCAACUGGCCAGGUCCUUUACGCCAGGCUGGGAGUCAGCAGCAGCAACCUGGGGAUGAAGGCCGAAGCACCAGAGAUGCAGGGACCAUGACCUCCAGCAAAGAGCUGAGGGACGUUGGGGUUCAGGUGGGGGUUCAGACGGAUUCAGAAAGACCACCUCAACACGUGUUCCCAGAAGUUUGCCUGGUUGAUGAGAAAAGCGAUACAGACAAGUCAGCUGCAUCUCAGAAAUCUCCAGUGAAGGAGGUAAAGUGGGACGCAGAAGGAAUGACAUGGGAGGUUUACGGAGCUUCAGUGGACCCUGAGGAGCUAGGCCUGGCCAUUCAGAAGCACCUGGAGCUGCAGAUUAAGGAGACUGCAGUAAAGGCAGCAAAGCUUGCACGGCAGGACACAAAUAUGUCCCAGAAUGGCAUGGGGAAGAGCCAGCAGAGAAGGAGGGGCUUAAUGUCUGCUCUGCGUCCUCCAGGCUGUUGUACCCGCACCACUACUGCAGUGGACUGACUGCCAAAAAAAACAUUGGUUUCCCCGCUUUCAAGCCUCAAAUAGACACAGCAUACUAGAAUAUAGUUAGCAAAAGCUUCAAUAAUUGAUUGACAGAAU
Messenger RNA from Pygocentrus nattereri (red-bellied piranha), 1818 nucleotides. Its product is annotated as G protein-regulated inducer of neurite outgrowth 2. Gene Ontology annotation, biological process: neuron projection development. Lineage: Eukaryota; Metazoa; Chordata; Actinopteri; Characiformes; Serrasalmidae. The transcript has 2 exons. Gene Ontology annotation, cellular component: plasma membrane. The coding region runs from base 241 to 1719 and encodes 492 amino acids. The record is from RefSeq and is a predicted model, not a curated record.